Messenger RNA from Funneliformis caledonium, 1863 nucleotides. Lineage: Eukaryota; Fungi; Glomeromycota; Glomeromycetes; Glomerales; Glomeraceae. The record is from the annotation of a GenBank genome assembly.
AUGGCUGAAAGGAUUGGAAUUAGUUUAGAAAAAUUAAACAAUAAACUAUCGAAUUUGUUAGAAGAAAAUAAAAGGCUUAAACAACAACAUAAAGACCUUCAAGAAGAGAAUCAACGUAUUAAUUCGGAUUUCGGAGAAAAACUUCAAGAAAAAGAUGAGCAAUUGGAAAAGCUUCAACAAAAAAUUUCAAAUUUGGAAACUCAAAAAAAUGAGUUUGAAAUCAUUUCUCAAACUUUAGAAAAAACUUUAGAAUUGUUAGAAUUAGGUGGUGAACAAAAUAACAGUCAAACAUUAACAUUUCCUUUAAACGAUAAUGAUAGUAUUCAACUUGCAAAAAAUUUUACAAAUUCUUCCAAACAUUCUUGGAGCUCCUAUAAUAAAGAUAAUAUUCGAAUCGUGGUUGGAUUAGACUUUGGAACAACUUACUCUGGAUUUGCUUAUAGUCAUGUUAUUAAUCCACAAAACAUAAUUGCACAUGAUCAUUGGCAUGAAUAUAGUGGCUUUUCUAAAAUUAAUACGGUUCUUAAAUACGAUGAUGAAUAUGAAAAAGUUAUAUCAUGGGGCGCCACAGCUUUAGCUGAAAAGCCAACUCGAAGGAAAAAAGUUGGUAGUGUGCCGCCGAUUGAAUUGUUUAAAUUGCAUCUAAGUGAUUUACCCAAUAAGUUUAAACCGAAGCUUCCAUUUUCACUUGACUAUAAAAAGGUUAUUAUUGAUUAUCUUAGAGAAAUCGGAAAGGUCAUGAAGGAGGCAAUUGUAAUGAGGUGGCCGAACACUGAUUUCUUUAAAAACGUAUUAUUAGUUCUUACGUUUCCUGCAGAAUAUUCGGAAAAAGCAAGAUCGACUAUGAGAGAAUGCGUAUAUAAUGCAGGGUUGAUUAAUGAUAUAAAUUCAACAACAUUACAAUUCAUUACAGAACCCGAAGCCGCUGCAAUAUGUUGCAUGAAACUACUUCGAGAACAUGAUCUUAAAACAGGAACAAAUUUCAUGGUUGUCGACUGUGGUGGUGGCACGGUAGAUCUGACUACUCGUAAAUUGAUUAAUAGAAAUCAUUUAGGUGAAAUCACUGAAAGAUUUCUGUGGAAAAAACUUGGGCAUAGUGCUAUGGAAUUGCUCAAAGAAAACCAUUAUGGACAAAUGCAAUACUUAAUUCAAGAAUUUAAUAGACAAUGUAAAUUUCAAUUUACGGGAGAAGUCCAAGGCUUUAGACCUUAUAAUUUGUAUCUCGAUGAUACUAUUCCCGUGAUAAAGCAAUACAUUACUGGUGAGAAUAGAGCAAUUUUGGAAGAGACGGAAUGGGAAGUUGAACUUGUUCUCUUGAAACAUGUUCAAAAGAGAAUUAAGCAAGAAUUUCAACACAUAGUACGUAUCAUUUCAAUUCCUAGUAAACCUAUGGUUGCAAUUGAACGUGGAACUGUGAUGUAUGGAUUAUCUAUGAAUUCAGAUUCAAAUGUCAUUGCUUCAAGAAUUCUUAAAUAUACUUAUGGUGUAAAAGUAAGAAAAUGCUGGACGAAAGACGAUCCAAUUCAUAGAAAAGUCCAUGAUGGGCGCAUUGAUAAAUUUGAUUGUUUGGUCAAGCGUGGUACUCCAAUGAAUGUUAAUCAAGAAAUUACGUGUACUUAUUUACCACUUUAUCCUACCCAAACAAAAGUAGUUUUUUAUCUAUAUUAUACUCAAGAAUAUGAUGCACAAUAUUGUGAUGAGCCUGGUAUGAAACUUUUAGGGAAACUUAACAUGGAUCUUCCUGGCGCAGGCCUUGAUAAACUUUCUUUCGGGUUGGCUUUUGGACAGAUGGAAGUUACCGCCACUGUAAAGAAUGAAACUAACGAACAAAAGUCCAAGAUUAAUUUCGAAUUCGACGUCUAA